CUCUCUUUCGAUGCAGUUGUCAGCUUAACUGGUAACAAUCUAGCGUUAAGCAAGAGAAAAAUGAGGUUUUUUCUAUUGAUAUUUUUACUCGCUUUAAAUGGACUUAUAAGCCCAGCGCAAAGUGGAACGUUCACGUUAGAGUUAGAGAAUUAUGCUUCGUCCGAAUUGCGGAUGCCUCGGUCAACGGCGAGCGGAAACUCAACUGUGUUGCUGAAACAAGGACAAUUUGUAGAGAUGGAAAUCUGCGUAAGUAAGGUGACAAAUAUGAGCAUACGUAACGUCGUUUACUCAAAUGACGGGAACGUCGAUACCGUGUGGGUGACAAUCGAUGGUCUACACGCGCAGUCGUUUAAGACAGAGUAUUUAUCUGACAACGGGAAUGCUUGGAAUAAAUUCAAAUCUACCGGGCCUCUGCAAGGGAAAGUAAACUUGUACGCUGGUAAGCAUACAAUUAAAUUUAAUGCAACGGAGACCGACGACUGGGGUGUGGAAAUUGACAAUGUUGUCCUGCUUAUUGACGAUAACUGGUUACAAUACUCGGACAUUGUGUGUAAUCUGUAUUGCUUUGAUAUAAAACACGACGAUGUCCCAAGAAUGGAAUCCAUUCCGAAUGGGCGGUUUGUCCAGAAGUCGAUUUCAACUCAAUGUAGCGAGCAGGAUAAUAUCAAGAUUGAGGUGUACCACGAAACAGCCCAAGAUUUUGACAUCAUAGCGACUAAACCAAAGUACCUAAGCUUUGCGAACAACAGAGGUCCCGAUUAUAGUCAAUGUGUUUUGCCAAGCCCCUAUUGGGUUUUCAAAGAUAAGGUCAUAUCACCAUCAACGGCGGAGACAACAUAUGAUAACGCGUCUUUGACGUUUUCGGGAACGCAAGAUGCCGUGAAUGUAAACGUCGCUUUUAGUUUCAAAAAGAUUACACCCUCGAGGGAAAUUGACGAACGGUUAAUGAGUUCAAAUCUGUUCAUAAAGCUUAGAAAUCUUCCAAGAGAAAACCUUAAAAUAAAACCCGAGUAUAUGCAGGGCGGACGUUGGAAAGCUUUAGAUGAACUCGAAUUCACAACAUUCAGCACUGAGCACACGUGGCUGAUUCCAUCCCACUCGUGGUCUCCGAGUAGCGAUAACGAAAUCCGUCUGGUAGUAAAGCCCGGUCAACAACAAGUGGUAUUUGAUAUAAUCAAGCUAGAUGCAAGCAGACCGAAAGACGAGUUAGUGACACUGUAUGCUAGCUCGAAUGUCGUGUACCAAGGUGUCCGUCUGGGCUUCUGGCAACACUGGAAUGAACAUCCGGCCUCCAUGUCAGUAAACAUACAAGACGGAAGUAAUCCGGUGGAGUUCGCAAGGGUGGACAGCAUUCGCGUGUACGCCAAGGUUCCGUGGACGGGCGGUUACGCGCAGGUGCUCGUUUUGUUCCAGGAUGGUCGCACCCGGAUACAGGCAAUUACCCCUCAUGGGCUUGAUUAUAUCCCCUUCGGAGCGUCUGUUAACAUUGGUCAGCCCCAAAAUACGAGUGACCAUCGUCCAUACUCUCCUAUCUCGGUUGUAUCAAUUGAUCCGAAAUCUAACCGCUUGGUUUUGGAAUAUUACAACGGCAACAAAGCAACAUUGGAGUUUGAAGCCUCAUUCCUUGGAACCAGACUUAAAGUAAGGGACAUCAACUUCAAGAGUUCAAGAGUUACCCACCCAAUAAUGACUUUCCGUUCCAUGUGGGUAAAAGAUGGAAAAGCGGAUACCGAUCACGUGGUUAUUAAUGGUACCGUUUCACGCCAUAUUAGUGCAAAUUGGGUAGAGCUAAAUGGGAUUUCAGCGGUGUUCUAUCGGAGAUGUAUUUCUACGCAUAAUACCCAGGGCCCGGACAUUACGAUCAAGUUUUUAUCAAAGGAGGAUUGAUAAAAGCUAGACAUAAGCAGAGUACAGCAUAUAUUCUUAAUAUUUCAAUACUGCUUUGAUUUUUAGUUUCAUAACAUUUUAAGAAAAUUAUAAAUAUAAGUGAGAUGAUUUUUUUUCAUCGUUUGAAACAGUGAAAUAAUAAAGAGUUCUUCUCCAUAUCGGACUUAUAAAAACUUGACAAAAGCAGUGUUUAGCAUAUUUUCUUGAUCUUUCAAUACUGUAUCGAUUUUUUUUAUUAUAUUAGCUUUCAGGUGAUUUCUAAAAAAUAAUAAGUGAGAUGAAAAUGAUAUUUCACUGUUUGGAAUACAAUUUGAUAUGCUUUACGGUUUAAAAUUAAAGCCCGUUCGCACAAGGCUUAGUACAUAUUCAAUAACGUCGACGUUAUAGUUUGCAUACAAUUCUUGGUCGUUUUUUUACCAUUACUACAAUAAACCCACGAUAAAAAUUAUACUUAAUGCGUUCACGAGGUAAAAUAUAGAAGAAUUGUAAGUUCAAUUUCAACCGAAUUUUUAAUUCAAUAGUUUUCGCGCAGUUAGUCUUAUAGCAGAGGGAACUUAAAUCAUUAUCGGUCCACCACCCAUAAUGAUUGAAGUUCCCUCUGCUAUAAGACUAACUAUGGUAAAACGUCAUUUACUUAUUUUGCUAAAUCUGUAUGGAAUUCAAUACCGCUUUUUAUUCGCGAAUCAUCAUCAUUAUUUGCAUUCAAAAAACACCUUAUGACAAAACAAUGACUUAAGUGAAUGACUGUCUGUUAAAAUUGUUUGUUUAAAUGUGAUUUAUUAUUGUCUUUUAUAAUAUUGAACAUUGUACUGAGUAUAUGUUGUGUUUGAAUGUCGUUGUGUUUGUUAUUGUUUGAAUGAGAUUUUUAUACUAAUAUAUACUUUUGUAGAAUCCAUUGAAGACCACAUUGUAAAGAAGAUACGUAUGUAACUUAAUGUGUUAUAUUCAGGAAAUAAAGUUAUUAUUAUUAUUA
Molecule: messenger RNA, 2860 nt
Organism: Mya arenaria
Lineage: Eukaryota; Metazoa; Mollusca; Bivalvia; Myida; Myidae
Exons: 1
Coding region: 61-1887 (608 amino acids)
Source: RefSeq, a predicted model, not a curated record